Molecule: messenger RNA, 841 nt
Organism: Sorex fumeus (smoky shrew)
Lineage: Eukaryota; Metazoa; Chordata; Mammalia; Eulipotyphla; Soricidae
Gene: TPRKB
Product: TP53RK binding protein
Exons: 5
Coding region: 85-612 (175 amino acids)
Biological process (GO): telomere maintenance via recombination; tRNA threonylcarbamoyladenosine modification
Cellular component (GO): cytosol; nucleus; EKC/KEOPS complex
Source: RefSeq, a predicted model, not a curated record
CCGCCGGCUCUGUUUCCGGGGGACGGUUUCGUGGUCGGACCGCGCGCACGGCGAGCCUGUCGUUGAAUCCUGCUUAUCUAUGAGAUGCAGUUAACACAUCAGCUGGACCUCUUCCCUGAAUGCAGAGUGACCCUUCUAUUAUUUAAAGAUGUGAAGAAUGCUGGAGACUUGAGGAAAAAAGUCAUGGAAGGGGCCAUCGAUGGUUCAUUAAUAAACCCUAGAAUGAUUGUCGAUCCAUUUCAGAUACUUGUGGCAGCAAACAAAGCAGUUCACCUCCACAAACUGGGAAAAAUGAAGACAAGAACUCUGUCUACUGAAAUUAUUUUCAACCUUUCCCCAAAUAACAAUAUUUCAGAGGCUUUGAAAAAAUUUGGCAUGUCAGCAAAUGAUACUUCGGUUCUAAUUGUUUACAUUGAAGAGGGAGGCAAACAGAUAAAUCAAGAAUACCUCAUAUCUCAGGUAGAAGGUCAACAAAUUUCUCUUAAAGAUCUUCCUGAAGUAACAAAUAUUACAGAAGUAAAAAAGAUAUAUAAACUAACUUCUCAAGAAGAAAGUACUGGGACAUUAUUGGAUGGUAUCAUUUGUAGAAUGUCAACAAAAGAUGUUUUGUGAAAUGAUGGAAAUGUUAACAAAAUUUUUAGAAUUUAUAAAAUAAUUUUCAUGAUUAUAAUUAUUAUAGAAAAAAUUUUAAAAUAAUGUAUGAAAAAGAACAUACACUCCUAAGUCAUACCUCUUAAAAAUUUAAGAACUACAUUUAUUUUUGUUUUAUGUUUUCCAGUUUUCUAUUUCUGUUUAACUAUAUAUGUAUACAUAUAUGUGUAUAUUUGUAAUUAGGACAAUA